This is a messenger RNA of Baudoinia panamericana UAMH 10762, 1201 nucleotides long. RefSeq lists its product as uncharacterized. Bases 129 to 1022 code for a protein of 297 amino acids. The record is from RefSeq and is a predicted model, not a curated record. The transcript is spliced from 5 exons. Lineage: Eukaryota; Fungi; Ascomycota; Dothideomycetes; Mycosphaerellales; Teratosphaeriaceae.
AUUGAAUUACCGUUACCGACCCUCUCGCUGCAUUCACUCUUGGAACGUUCACGGAAGAAGCGAGCCGAGUCGACGAAAGCAAUGAUGUUGUUUGUACACCUAGGUACCGUGGCGCCUAUCAGUCGAACAUGUUUCGGCUGGGCGGCCAAGGUGUACUGACCGAAGCCCUCUCAUCAUGUCCUUCUUUCCGCUCUGUAAACACUUGGUCUUCUCAGGUUCAUCGCCGACUUGAGAAGAUGACACUAUUUCCAGGUGUUGCGCUCGUCACUGGCGCCGCAAGUGGCAUCGGUCAAGCUACUGCAAUCACAUUUGCAAAGGAAGGAUGCCAAAAGAUCGUCAUCGCUGACCGCAACACGAAAGGACUCGACGAGACUGCAAGCUUGAUCAAGCAGACGGCAGAUUCAACACAUGUUUUGAUGGUGGAAGUUGAUGUUGCGAGUGCACAGUCAGUCGAAGAUCUAAUCGCCAAAACCGUUAGUGCUUUCGGCCGAAUAGACUACGCGGUCAAUGCAGCCGGCGUGCUGAGCAACAACGAGCGCUCCCACGAACUCACGAUUGAAAACUUUGACCGGAUUAACAACAUCGACUACAAGGGCUGUUGGCUCUGCUCUCGAGCACAGAUCACGCAGAUGCUGAAGCAGGAUCUGUUACCGACGCAUGACGGACGUCCAGGCAAUAGAGGCAGUGUUGUGAACAUUGCUUCCCAACUUGGGAUUGUUGGUCGGCCUGCAGCGCCGGCGUACUGCGGUGCAAAGGCAGCAGUCAUCUCGAUGACUCGCUGUGAUGCGAUCGACUACUCCAAGGACAACAUUCGAAUCAACUGUGUUUGCCCCGGCGUCAUUGACACGCCAAUGGUACGCCCGAAUCUUGACGUGCUGGGGCCCGCCAUCUCAAUAGCGCCCAUGAACCGACCUGGCACUGCGCAGGAGAUCGCUGACUGUGCUUGCUUUCUCUCGAGCCCGAAAGCGAGCUUCGUGCAGGGCUCGGCGAUGGUGGUUGACGGCGGGUAUGUAAUCAACUGAUUGCGACCAACUCCUCAAAGGCUGUUCGUUUCGAUUCGAACGGCGUGCGGUCAUUGGAGAUUUUGAGGACUCUCGCCACUUUACGGAGCCCAGCUCUGCUUCAUCACUGUAACUCGACCUUCUGCUUGUUCCUCGCCAAGGCUGCCAGCUUCUCAACGUCGAGUUGCCUCAUCCGCUCG